AUGUCUCAGGCAGCACAACAGCUCUUCGAAUUUAAAGGCACGUUCAUUGAGAACCUGCACGUGCUUUCUAACGGAAAUCUCCUCCUCAGCACCUUGAAAUCUUCAGGGCUUCUUUAUACGCUUGAUCUGAAGGAGAAGGAGCCCACGCCGAAGGCUAUCACUGGAUUCGGGAAAGCCACUGCUGUGACCGGCAUCGUACCUCUGGGCGGAGAUCGCUUUGCCAUCGGUGGCGGUGUACACACGUCCUUUGCCUUUGAGCGAGGGACUAUGCAAGUUUAUAUUGUAUCCCUCGACACUCAUGAGGUCGUUUCCAGCGUGCCGGUCCCAGAGACCGCCACAAUUAACGGCCUGGCGCCGCUUCCUGGGACGACAGACGUGGUUCUCGGCGCCGACACAAUCGACGGACGAAUCUUUGCCAUCAAUCUGACAACCAAGAAUGUUUCAGUGUUGCUGGACCACGCUACCUUGAAGGCUUCGACGCUCAGUGGAUAUGGCCCACCACUUGGCAUCAAUGGCAUCCGAGCCUAUAAAGACUAUGUUUACUUUACCAACUCAGGAGAAGGCACUUUUGCGCGCUUCCGUGUCGAGGGAGGAAGCAAGGUUGGCGACGUGGAAAUCGUUGCGAGGGCGCCAAAGAAGGGGCUCGCCUUCGAUGACUUCAUCUUUGACAGCGAAGGAAAUGCGUACAUUGCCACGCAUCCCGGGUCCGUUAUCAAAGUCAAUACAGAUGGAGAGGUUUCUACUAUUGCAGGUGAUGGCCCAGAUAGUAUUUUCCGAGAAGCGACGAGCAUUGCCAUGUCCUUGGACCAGAAAUCCAUCUAUGUAUCGACGGGGGGCGAUUUUAUAAAUCAGACGGUCGGAGGACAAAUCAUUGAGGUUCAGCUCUGA
Clonostachys solani is the source of this 888-nucleotide messenger RNA. The record is from the annotation of a GenBank genome assembly. Lineage: Eukaryota; Fungi; Ascomycota; Sordariomycetes; Hypocreales; Bionectriaceae.